AAUAGAGGCAGCGAGACGUCUCACACAUAUUGGGAACCACACACACGCACUCUCUUUCUCACACACAAAAAUACACUCUCACACAGACACACACGAAAAUAACAGUGAAGACACGGAGAAAUAAAAACACUGUCUGGGAACAAAGCGACACAUACAGACAGGAGCCCGCUGGCUGUGCUACUAUCGCUAUUUUUGGUGUCAUAUAAUAUCCCCGCUGUAUUUAUUUAUUUUGUACAUGUUUUUUUUCAGAGGAUUUUCUUAUUUUUGUUGUGGGCUGGAGACGCGUUUCUCGCGAGUCCAUCGUUUUUGUGUGUAUUUUUAUUUUUUUACAUUAAACAAAUACAUAUGAAAAUAUGUGCCAGACUGGGGUUAUUAUCGCUGGUAUUAAGUAAAUGUUAUUACCCCACAUCCUUGUCGUGUUUUAGGGGUUAUUGUUAAUUUCUUAGUUCCUGAGGCGCUGGAGGACGUUUCGUCAUGAUGAAUUGAAAGGAAGGAAGGCUUUUUUUUAAACCUCGUCUGGUUUUUUUUGCCUUUCUCCCGAUGUAGACUAAAAGACUUUUUUGGGAGGAAAAAAAGAAACAAACAUCAACUGGAAUACAUUUUUGGAGGGAGCUGGGAUUAUUUUUUUCUGGAACUGAACGGGAGAAACAAAAGCUUCCAUACUUGUGUUAGUCACUGUUUAUUUAUUGGAAAGUGAAACAAUGAUAAAAAACAUUUCUGAGCAUCUAACUGCUUACAGCAUGGUGGCGGUGAACAAAAAACUAUAAAUAACCAGUAAUAUCCGCAAAAACUAAUCGGAACUGAGAUAACUGGUUAUCGGUAUCUGGAUAUUUUGUAUUCUUAUUUUGCAUAGUUUUUAUUUAUUUACAACAUCAAAACGGAUUUUCCUUGCCGCAAGAAAGAACAGGACCUGCCAGUUUUUAUCAAGCCGAGGUUUAUUUAAGUAUUGUUAUUCGGCACACAUUUGGGGAUUCCGGGAGUAUUAUUGCACACCUUUUGCAAUUUACUGCUUCAGUCCAGUCUUUUGUUUUAUCAUUGAAAAAUAUCCUCAAUAUUUAGGAAUAGCUGGGAGAUCAGAAUAGUUUAUGAAUGGAGUUAUGAACACAAACUAUUUGAAUUUAUUAUUAAUCAAUUCUGGAUCUGUGUUUUUUGUCUUGUAGCUACGGCGAGGGGAUUUACUGUUAUUUAAUAAAACCGGCACAACAUGGACCUGUUUUGGAUGGAAACACACAUUGGCUGCCUGUAGGAAUACGGUACUGAAACACGGCAUUUUUUGUUUGAAUCGGUUCGGAUCUGGACCUCCUCAACCAGAUCUCAGGAAACUCGUUUUGGAUUUACAGAUAUAGUUAAAUUUACUCGUUAUUUUGACACUGAUAUUGAGUUAUAAAACCAGUCUAUUUUGAGUUAUCUUCACCUCGGGUUCGGUCGCGCAUUUCUGCGUGUUUGUGGAUAUCAUUUAUUUUAGAAUUUGAUAUUUGUCGUGUUUCUCGUGGUGAUAGUGACCCGAUUCGGCUCGGCUCGGUCUCAGUACCGGUCCCGGAUUCCGUCAUGCCCAGCUCUGUCGAGCCGCUUCGCGGAGGAUCAUGACUGCUGCAGCGAACUGGGUGGCUAACGGGGCGAGCCUUGAGGACUGCCAUUCCAACCUCUUUUCACUGGCCGAGCUGACUGGUAUCAAAUGGCGUCGGUACAGUUUCCAUGGGAACGGGGAGUGCGGCCCGGUGAUCUCGGCGCCGGCCCAGGACGACCCCAUCCUGCGCAGCUUCACGCGCUGUGUCCACGCCAACCUGCUCUGUGUGUGGCGCCGGGAUGUCAAACCCGACGCCAAGGAGCUGUGGAUCUUCUGGUGGGGGGAGGACCCCAACCUCGCUGACAUCAUCCACCAUGAGCUGGAGGUGGCGGAGGAGGGGCUGUGGGAGAGUGGGCUGUCUUACGAGUGCAGGACGCUCCUCUUCAAGGCCAUCCAUAAUCUUCUGGAGAGGUGUCUCAUGGACAAAAGCUUUGUGCGGAUUGGGAAAUGGUUUGUCAAGCCUUAUGGGAAGGAUGAGAAAACUGUGAAUAACAGUGAGCACCUGUCCUGCGCGUUUACAUUCUUCCUGCACGGUGAAAGCAAUGUCUGCACAAGUGUGGAGAUCGCUCAGCACCAGCCGGUGUACCUGAUCAAUGAAGAGCACAUCACCAUCGCCCAGAGCAGAGCAGCCCCCUGCCAAGUGAUUCUGAGCCCCUAUGGCCUGAGCGGGACCCUCACUGGCCAGGCCUACAAGAUGUCUGACCCGGCGGCCCGCAAGCUGAUGGAGGAGUGGUGCUACUUCUACCCCAUGGUGCUGCGCAGGAGGGAGAGCGAGCGGGCCGACGGGGAGCCAGGCUACGACAACAGCAGCCACGUGGCGGUGGAGGUCAUUGUGGGUGGUGUGCGGAUGGUGUACCCCUCUGCCUUUGUGCUCAUUGCUCAGAGCGAGCUCCCUGUGGCUCAGCCCUCCCCCAGCGCAAUACUGCGGGACCCCACAGGCUGCAGCAUCCCCCUGACCCCCCCUAGCUCCCCGGAGCAGACCUGCACAGGUGACAGUGGGAUCCAGACAGCGAUCAGCAGCCUGCCAGGACAGGAGCCGGGCAUCAUGACCAGCCCCAAGCAUUCGGGGAGAAAACUGGCCAACCAGACUGUUCAGCAGGUGUGGAAGGAGUGCUACCGGAACAGAACGCAGCACAAGAGGUCCAACACUGGCAACACGACCCCUGAGGAGGAAAUGCCAGCGUGGGGCUUCACCGACCCUAUGGAGCGAGUGCCCUGCUGCUGUUCAAGACACAAGCUACAGAAGCAGCGCCAAGCCACUGUAGUAGGCCGCACCCCCUCGAACCCUCAGCCAGGCUGCAACCCCACCCCUCCUGCUGCCCCCUCCCUCCCCCCUCCCACACCCCUCAAGCACAAGGCAGCCGACAAACCUGAGAAGAUAGACAAACAGCCCAAGAAACAGGCACCGAUCCCCUUCCACCAUCGCCCCCUCUUCUGUGAAGAUCUCUGCCUGGAUCAGGAUCCCAGAGCUGGACCCAAGCUGGGAUCCAUAGACCCCCCCACUGAGGUUCCCCCUGACCGCAAGUACUCCAAGCAGCUCCCCCCUCCCGGUAAAGCCCUUGAUUCCCCCCCGCACUCCCCGGCCUCCCCUCUGCCCCCCACCCUCAGCCCGCACCCUCGGGGGCAGGACUCGGAUGGGCGGGAGCCUGGUGUGGGGAUGCCCAUGUACCAGGAGCUCCUACCAGGCCGCAAGCUGCCUGAUCUGAGUGAGACGGCUCUAUAUGCGCCCCCGCUGUGCUCCGGCGAGGAUGGGGGAGGCUGGUGGAGAGGCUACAAGACCCCUAACGCAGAGGACUCCGAGUUCAGAACCCCUGAACUGCUUCCCGAAUGCAGAGAGAUAAAAAUGGAGGCUGUGAAUGAGGGGGCCGCCCUGAAAAGGCUCUUCGCUCAGCCCCACAAGCGUUUCAAGAUGUGUGAGGAGCGUGUCCGUGAGCAGGUGCAGAUGGGGGCCGAGGGGCUGGGGGACCCCUGUGACCCUUACACCUUCAUGGAUGGAGAGAUUGAGUACAGCUUCACUGCCAGCAAGAGAGGAAGAGGGCAGAGCCAGGAGAGAGACCCCUGCAGGAAGACAAAGGCGGAAGACGGCAACUCUACCCCAGUGCCUGAUGGGAAAGACGCUAUGUCAAUUUUUAGCUCUGCUCCUAAGUCAGAAGAGCCACAGGAGGACAGUGCUGCAGCCAAAGCCAUCCUUAACCCCAGCCUGACCAGGGAGACUGACCUUGUGGUCCUCAUCUCUGACCUGGAGAACAUAUUCGACAACUCUGACUCGGACGAGCUGGGGACCUCCUCCCCAACACGCCGGUCCUUGAAGGCCGCCACCUUGGGAUCUGAAGAUCGCCCCCUGGGGAAAGACUGUAGAACUGCAGUGCCAUAUCAUCCAACAGUGGCAGAUCUGCAGCGCAUGUUCCCCACGCCCCCCUCUCUGGAGCAGCACCCUGCCUUCUCUCCUGUCAUGACAUACCGGGAUGCGCUGGGCUCGGAGCCUGCCAACCUGGCCAGCAUAGAGACCCCCUUGAGCACGCUUGCCAGCGCCCCCCUCUCUGCCUUCAGGAUGGAGGUAGAGGAAGGCAUGGCCAGCCCCAAGCCGGAGGAGAUCAAGGAUUUUUCCUUUGUGUUCCGGCCGCCCCAAGUGCAGUCCCUGAUUGGUUCGUCCAUGUUCGCCCCCCUGAGGACCCUCCCCAGCCAGUGUCUCCCCCCCCUCAAGAUCCCAGAGUCCUGCUGCUACCGGCCGCCCUGGUCCGUGCCCCCUAAGAUCGAACAGCUGCCCCUGACUCCACAUGCUCCCUUCAGUCGAGACGGAUAUGUCAAUGUGCCUAGCGUGGGAAGCCUGAUGGAGCAGGACUACAUUCAGAUGAACACGCCCCAGACCAGCACGCCAGCAGCAGUUAACAGUGCAGCCUCUGCCAGCAAUACUGCUGUCCAGCCCUCCCCCUCCCCAGCCACCCCUCGCUUCUCCGUGCCCACCCCUCGCACCCCCCGCACGCCCAGGGGAGGAGGGGCCGCCAGCGGGCAGGGGUCAAUCAAGUACGACGGGACGGAUCUCUGCUCCCCAGCCUCCACUCCCUCCACUAGCCGACCGCUCAGCUCUGUGGAGCCCUCGGCUCUGGCCCCUCUGCCUGAGGCACACAGUCUGUACGUGGUGCUCAUCCUGUCCGACUCUGUGCUCAACAUUUUCAAGGACCGCAACUUCGACAGCUGCUGCAUCUGCGCCUGUAAUAUGAAUGUGAAGGGGGCCGACGUGGGGCUGUACAUCCCUGACUCCACACGGGAAGACCAGUACCGCUGCAUGUGCGGCUUCAGUGCCAUCGUCAACCGUCGCCUCGCUCAUGCCGCGGGCCUCUUCCUGGAAGAUGAGCUGGAUAUCUUCGGCCGGGGCUCGGAGAUGGGCCAGGCAGCUGAGCGGAGAUUGGCACUGUGCUGCAGGACCUCCCCGCUCGGAGAGCCUGCCAGCAAGCGCCCUCCAGACCCCCCCACGGCUCUGCUGAUGCUGCUGCAGGAGCAGUGCUCCCAGCCCCUUUCCUCCCUCAGCUCCCUGGACCUCCCCACUACCUGCUCCUGCCCUGGCCGCCAGGGGGCUCUCUCGCAGAGCUGGGCUGCUGAGAAGUUGUGGGCAGAUGGGAGUGACUCUUGUGUGGAGUGUUUUAAUGCGCUGGAACAGGGGCAGCAGUAUGUGGAUAACCCGGCUGGGGGCAAAGUGGACCAGGCCCUUGUGAGGAGCAGCGCUCUGCAUGACUGGCCUCAUAACAGCGUGCUGGAUGUCAGCGCGCUGUCCUCGCAGGAUGUGGUGCGCAUGCUGCUGUCCCUGCAGCCCUUCCUGCAGGACGCCAUCCAGAAGAAAAGGACCGGCCGGACCUGGGAGAACAUCCAGCACGUGCAGGGCCCGCUCACCUGGCAGCAGUUCCACAAGAUGGCCGGCCGCGGCUCCUAUGGUUCGGAGGAGUCCCCGGAGCCGCUCCCCAUCCCCACUCUGCUGGUGGGCUAUGACCGGGACUUCCUGGCUCUAUCCCCCUUAGCCCUGCCCUUCUGGGAGAAGCUGCUGCUGGAGCCGUACGGGGGCCAGAGAGACACUGCCUUCCUGGUGGUGUGUCCCGACAGCGAGGCCCUGAUCAGCGGGGCUAAGAUCUUCUUCAGGGACCUGAGCUCUGUCUACGAGGCCUGCCGGCUGGGACAGCACCGGCCCCUCGCCAAGGUGUCCCGGGACGGUCUGGUGCGCGUGGGCUCCCUGUCAUCCAGGCGCCUGGAGGAGGAGCCGGUGGAUGAGUGGUUCAGUCAGCCCUGGGGGAGCAAUGGGGAUGAGGACAACCUGACCAAACUGCGGCUCUACGCACACACCUGCAGACACCAGCUGGCACCUCAGCUUGCAGCGCUGUCACUAGACAGCACCCUGCUCCUGCCUCCCAAACCCCAGCCCCCAACAGUGCCCCCUACAGGCCAGUCCACACCAAGCUCCCUGCCACCCGCUCCACUGCCCACAGGACAUACUUCCACCCAUACCCCCCCAGCCGCGUCGCGGGGUCGUCCCCACCUCCCACUCAGGGCUCGAGCAACAGGGCAACACGAAAGCCAGGAGAGCUCUGCAGAGAGGGAGCGAAUCGGAAUCCCCACUGAGCCGGAGUCAGCAGACAGCCACGCCCACCCUCCGUCGAUUGUGGUUUACGUGGUGGACCCCUUCCAGAACGAGGCUGCCGAGGAGGCGGAGCCUGGCAGUGUGUGGCUGCUGGGACUGCUGCGCUGCUACACUGACAUCCUGCAGAGCCUGCCUGACACCCUGAAACCAGCCCUAGUACUGCAGCUGGUGCCCUGCCAGUACCUGCUUCAGCCUGUGAAGGAUGAGCGCUCCCACUACAUCCAGCACCUGCGAUCGCUGGCCUUCUCUACCUACUCACAGUGCCGGCGCCUACUCCCCACGCAGAUACACAUCAAGAGUCUCACCGGCUUCGGACCAGCCGCCACCAUCGACACCGUGCUCAAGAACACAGAGAGGCCCAGUCCUCUGCAGCUGUACUCUCCCCCCUUUGUGCUGGGACCAAUGAGGAACCGGCAGCUGGAGAUGGGGGAAGCAGCGGGGGAGGCUGCUCAGCGCUACAGUGUUCUCUUGGUGGGGUACUGCCUGUCCCACGACCAGCGCUGGCUGCUGGUUUCCUGCACAGACCUGCACGGGGAUCUGCUGGAGACCUGCGUCAUCAACAUUGACGUGCCAAACCGGGCUCGCAGGACGAAAGUUUCUGCCAGGAAGAUGGGCUUGCAGAAGGUCUGGGAAUGGUGUGUGGGCAUCAUCCAGAUGACAUCACAGCCAUGGAGGAUAGUGAUUGGCCGGUUGGGGCGUCUGGGUCAUGGAGAACUUAAGGACUGGAGUAUCCUCCUGGGAGAGUGCUCUCUUCAGUCCAUCAGUCGGCAGCUGAAAGAGACGUGUCGAAUGUGUGGGAUCUCAGCCUGCGACUCCCCCUCUAUCCUCAGUGCCUGCCUGGUCGCCAUGGAGCCCCAGGGAUCCUUCGUCGUGAUGCCAGACGCAGUGACCAUGGGCUCUGUGUUCGGCCGCAGCACUGCCCUCAACCUGCAGACCUCUCAGCUCAACACCCCGCAGGAUGCCUCUUGCACGCACAUCCUGGUCUUCCCCACCUCCGCCACCACCCAGGUGGCACCCGGGACCUACCCCAUAGAAGACAACCAAGAUGACAUGUUUGACAUCCCGUUCCCGGACGAGCUGGAGAACGACAUUGGGAAUGAUAUGAUGCUGAUCACCUCCUCCCCUGUCCCGUCCCCGGGGUCCCCCUCGGGGAUUGGGGGCGGCUCCCACUUCCAGCACAGCCGGAGUCAAGGAGAGAGGCUGCUGUCCCGGGAGGCCCCGGAGGAGCUCAAGCAGCAGCCGCUGGCUCUCGGCUACUAUGUCUCCACUGCCAGGGCUGACAACCUGCCCCAGUGGUUCUGGGCAUCCUGCCCGCAAGCACAGUACCAGUGCCCACUCUUUCUCAAGGCUUCCCUUCAUCACCACAUCUCGGUAGCUCACACAGACGAGCUCAUCUUGAACAAAAACUCCCAAAGGACCCCCCACCCGCUCGACUCUAAGACCACCUCUGAUGUGUUGAGGUUUGUCCUGGAGCAGUACAACUCCCUUUCCUGGCUCACCUGCAGCCCUGCCACCCAGGACCGCCGCUCCUGCCUGCCCGUCCACUUUGUGGUCCUCACACAGAUGUACAAUGCCAUCCUGAACAUGCUUUAGCAGAGGGAGAGGGCACGCUGCCCAAUCCUCCAUAUGAAUAUUUAAAAAAAAUGAAGAUGCCGCCAUUUCUGAGCUGGUAAAGAGGCUCGGUGCACUGACAGGGAAAGCCACACUGGCUGACCAUCUGCACUUAAGUGCUUUGAGAGUAAACCUAGCAAGGGCUGCAUCCUGUUAAGACAGGGUCCCAUUUGAGGAGCACCAGUCCAUUCCUACUGGACUAAAGAAUGGAUUCAAUCCAAUACAGCACCCAUGGUACUGCCCAGUUCUGCUGCACUAUCCAAUCACAUUUCCAGACAUAGAAAGAAACAACUCUAAAACCAAACUCGCUUUUUACCCGAGUCUCCUAAUUGAUGAUGAAAGGCAUGAGAGACAGGUGAAUUAGUCUGCUGUACCCCCUAGACCCUUAUGGACAUCAAGACAGUCUUUCUUGAGAGAGGCCCAGACUGAAUGGCAGGCAGGGGGUGUUCAGGUCAGGUACAAGGUGUGGCAAAGUGCCUGCCUCACUGUAACCAGCGCCACUGCCUCUCAACUUUCAUGAGCACUACUCAGAAGCACCAACGUGAAGGGAACAUUUAAAAAACAUUUAAUAAUCACUUAUUUUAAAACACAUUUUAGAUACCCUGGAAAGACUGAAUAUUGCAAUAGAGAAGUAGGUGUAGUAUUUUUCAUAAUUCAUUCUAAAUCUUAAUGACGACAUGUAGAGUUUCCCCACACAUCUUUGCUGGUUUCUCCCAAGUCAAUCCAGCCAACCACUGUUGUAUCGUUUAAAGAGAUUUCAUGUCUUAUUAACACAUGUCCUAGCUGAUAUCAUCCUUACCAUAGAAUACAGUGUUUCAUUUGAGAAGUGGAUCUGGCUUUAAACCUCAAAAUCUACAGUUAAAACUUUCUGUUAAGUGUGCGAUUGUCUGCUUAAAAAAACAUACACAAAACUGUCAAACAUAUUGGGUAAUGCCUUCAUCGGUGUUGUCUUAGAAUGAAGUUGUUUGAUUUUGGCAUGGAUUAUUUCAGCAGAUGGAAAAAAAUUUAGCCAAAUUCUGGGCAGGACUGCAGCUAAGUAAUUGAUCAGUAGUCCAUCUGCUCCUGAGACAUGCUUAAACAUAGACUUCUGUGUAACUUAAUGCUUACAGAUGGAUUCAUAAAACUUAGCGUGAGUUUUAAGGAGCUAUAGUCAAACAAACAUAUUACCUUUUCUUUCCACUCAAGACAUCUUGGUUUUGAAAGCUAUUUUAUACAGUCUUUACUGAUCACAAUACCAGUGAGAAUCCUUUAUCAAAAAUGGUUUCUUACUAGUACUUUGGUACUGUAACAAUAAUGAAUUGUAUAAGGUCAAGCAUGUAUAUUCAGACUACGGUUUAAUUGUGCCAAAAAAACCAAAACAUAAUAAAGAAGAUAAAUAAAAGUAAAUCAUUAAAUAUGGUUUACAAAUGGCUUAGAGAAAUCCGUUUUACCUGUGUUAAAAGUGCAUAUUGCACUAAUUAAAUAAAUAGUUGUCUAUAAUAUAAUCUGUCCAGCUAUUUACAGUAUAAAGCAGGUUUCAGUUCAGGCUUGUAUUAGUUAAACAAGAAUAAUAUAGUACACAGCAGCAAGACUAGCGCACUCCAAUUAACAUUAGUUUUGAAUUUCCUUAACUAAGGUAACAGUAGGUCAUCCAGGAUUAGUGUUAAUCAGGGUCUAUGAAACCAAUCAUUGAGGUUUGGAGGAGAGGGACAAGUUGUAGCCUCUGCUUUUAUGAAUAUAGCACUAAGUGUUGGACAGUUGUUGAAAGUCACGCUGAGUUGUGUGAAUCCAGGUGUUUGCAUGACUGUCUUUGGAAACAUGCUUGGGACAGGGUACUGUGUAUACUGCUCUAUUCCACUGCUGUGUCUUUAUUGUGUGCUUUCACUUCCAGACAAGCUCAAAUCCCAGUAAAGAAAAGUGGCCACCCUCUAUGAAAUCCCAGCCAUGCUAGCAUGCAUGACUGGAAAGCUGUCCGGUAGUCGGCAAUGCUGGUUCAGUAGUCAAUUUAUAAAGUUAAGUGCUUGAUGUCUACAUUCUCUGGAAUGCCUCAAAUGGGAUAUUUGUUUUUGUCAGUGUUGUAAUUAAUAAUGCCAGCCCAAGAACGGUGUUCAUUAAACUCUCAUGGUGAAGUUCUUCCAGUUUUGAAACACAGUUGCAGCUCAGAUGUCUUGCACUGCUUACCUUAGGAAGUAUUUUUGAUUCAAAGUGUUGCGACUGUCUUGUGAUACUUGAUUUUUGUGUUCAGCAAGAACCUAAAGAAACAUAAAAAUCAGGGGGAGAUGAACUACAUCUAAUUUGUAAAGUGAUACAUUUGAGGCACUGUGUUUUUUAAAGGUGACUCUUAUUAUAUCUAACUGUAGAUAUAAACCGAAAUUUAAGAAGAAAAAAUUGUUGUGAAUAGUGUAAAAUUGACAUUUAAAAGAAUUCUGAGCUAUUUUUUAUUAAUCAAAACAUAAAAAAAUGAGAAAAAAACGCAAGGCCUUUAUUAAAUAGAAUUUAAAAAAUAAAGUUAAUAAAUCUUUGUAAAGUAGUCACAUUUGUAUUUUUUAAGUUUUCACUUUUUGUCUUCUUCCCUCCCUGAAUC
Molecule: messenger RNA, 10368 nt
Organism: Polyodon spathula (Mississippi paddlefish)
Lineage: Eukaryota; Metazoa; Chordata; Actinopteri; Acipenseriformes; Polyodontidae
Product: mediator of RNA polymerase II transcription subunit 13-like
Exons: 32
Coding region: 1584-7787 (2067 amino acids)
Biological process (GO): regulation of transcription by RNA polymerase II
Cellular component (GO): mediator complex
Molecular function (GO): transcription coregulator activity
Source: RefSeq, a predicted model, not a curated record